Messenger RNA from Penicillium cosmopolitanum, 399 nucleotides. RefSeq lists its product as uncharacterized. The transcript is spliced from 3 exons. The coding region runs from base 1 to 399 and encodes 132 amino acids. NCBI's taxonomy places the organism in Eukaryota, Fungi, Ascomycota, Eurotiomycetes, Eurotiales, Aspergillaceae. The record is from RefSeq and is a predicted model, not a curated record.
AUGCCUGCCCUUAAGCUUUCAAUUUGGCUCCUGGCUACAAGCACCCUGGCGUAUGGAAUUGAGCAACGUGAUUCCUGUUCUUCCGGGUCACACAUGAUUACGCAAGUCACACUUGGCAAAACCUAUGAAGUCUGCUGUCCAGGCACGGCCCAAAGCAUUGGUGAUAUUCAAUACUGCUGCGUAGGGGGCAAUGAGAAGCAAGAAAAAAGAGACGUCUGCUUUCCUUGGUGCUUUUCCACGGGGACAGCUCGACUUCGACAGAUUCGUGUGUCACUAAAGUCCCAGUCACCGCUGCCGACUUCUCAGAACCACAACAGCGACCGUGACCACCGCACCGACUACAACAGCGACUACAACCGCAUCCAGCGCUACUUCAACAGAUUCAAAGCCCUCCAGUAA